This is a messenger RNA of Acanthisitta chloris (rifleman), 920 nucleotides long. RefSeq names its product transcription factor Sox-18A-like. The transcript has a single exon. Gene Ontology annotation, biological process: vasculogenesis; lymphangiogenesis; angiogenesis. Gene Ontology annotation, molecular function: DNA-binding transcription factor activity, RNA polymerase II-specific; RNA polymerase II cis-regulatory region sequence-specific DNA binding. The record is from RefSeq and is a predicted model, not a curated record. The annotation marks the transcript as partial. Lineage: Eukaryota; Metazoa; Chordata; Aves; Passeriformes; Acanthisittidae.
ACAUCCCCAGCCCCCAGCCAGUACCAAAUGUCCAAGCUUCUAUCACAGAGCUUCUCUUUCCCCUUCCAGGCCAGUCAUGGAAAGCACUGAGCGCCAGCGACAAGCGUCCCUUCGUGGAAGAGGCAGAGCGACUGCGAAUCCAGCAUCUCCAGGAUCACCCUAACUACAAGUACCGCCCAAGGAGAAAGAAGCAAGCCAAGAAAAUCAAGAGGAUGGAACCCAAUAUCCUCCUGCAUAACCUUUCCCAGCCUUGCAGUGACAACUUCAGCAUGAGUCACCAUGGCGGCAGCCAGCCGGGCCACCCCCAGCCUCCCCCACUUAACCACUUCAGAGAACUCCACUCCAUGGGGUCGGAUAUUGAAAACUAUGGCUUGCCAACUCCUGAGAUGUCUCCCUUGGAUGUCUUGGAACAGACCGAGCCGGCGUUUUUCCCUCCGCACAUGCAGGAUGACUGCAACAUGAUGCCCUUUCGCGGCUACCACCACCAUCACCAGAUGGAGUUUCCCCAGGAGAAGUGCAUGGGGCGGGACGUGGCCGUGCCCUACGCGCAGACCCCCUCGCACUUGGCCGACGCCAUGAGGACUCCCCAUCCCUCCAGCAUAUACUACAACCAGAUGUGCUCAGGAACUCAGAAUGGGCUUUCUGCCCACCUGGGCCAGCUCUCCCCCCCGCCUGAAGCCCACCACAUGGAGAGCGUGGAUCACUUGAACCAAACCGAGCUUUGGACAGACGUUGACCGCAACGAGUUUGACCAGUAUUUGAACAUGAGCAGGACUCGUCCCGAAGCCUCGGGACUCCCAUACCAUGUCUCCCUGUCCAAAGUGACUCCUAGAAGCAUCUCCUGCGAGGAGAGCAGUUUGAUAUCUGCCCUGUCCGAUGCCAGCAGUGCUGUUUACUAUAGCCCCUGCAUCACCGGUUAG